This is a messenger RNA of Panicum virgatum (switchgrass), 1134 nucleotides long. RefSeq lists its product as uncharacterized. Bases 9 to 917 code for a protein of 302 amino acids. The transcript has a single exon. The record is from RefSeq and is a predicted model, not a curated record. NCBI's taxonomy places the organism in Eukaryota, Viridiplantae, Streptophyta, Magnoliopsida, Poales, Poaceae.
CGUACGCGAUGCACGGCGGCCCGCCACAGCGAGAACUCUGUCCCCUCCGCGCGAAAAGAAUCCACCACCGUAUAAGAGCUUCGCGACCCAGCGUCGAGAUUUCUCACGCCCAACUCCCGCACACUCGAAUUCCAGAGCCUCCUGCUCCGAUCCGCUCUUCCCUCCCAGUCCCCAACCCCAUGGCGACCGCCGCCGACGCGACGGGCAAGGAGGAGCCGACGACGAGGCCGCUAGCCACCGCGUCCCCGACCGUCCACCCUGCCGCGACCGACGGUGGCGCCAGGGACGGGGAGAUCGCGACCGACUCCAAGCGCUGGCGCUCGGCGCAGUACCUCCGGAAGCGCCGGUGCGCGCUCUGGUGCUGCGGCUGCUGCGGCGCCACCGUGGUCCUCCUGGGCAUCGCCGCCCUCGUGCUCGCGCUCACCGUGUUCAAGGUCCGGGACCCCGUCCUCACCAUGAACGACGUCACGCUGGAGGGCGUCCACGGCGACCUGGGCACGGCGGCGGGGCGCCCGGUGGCCGUGAACGCCACGCUCAGCGCCGACAUCUCCGUGAAGAACCCCAACGUGGCCUCCUUCCGGUUCGGCCGCAGCGAGACGGACUUCCACUACGCCGGGGAGACGGUGGGCGUGGCGUACGCGCCGCCGGGCGAGGUCGGCGCCGGCCGCACCGUGCGCAUGAACGUCACGCUCGACGUGCUCGCCGACCGCAUCUCGCCCGUCGUCAACGCCACCGACCUCAUCUUCGGCCAGGACUACAACCUCACGAGCUACACGGAGAUCGCCGGGAGGGUCAGCGUGCUGGGCAUCUACAAGAGGGACCUCGACAUCAAGAUGAACUGCUCCAUCACGCUGGAGGUGGGGGCCUUCACCACCGUGCAGAGCAAAUCCACCGCCUGCGUUGCAAACGUCAGCUGAUCCUUUCGGUUAGCAGGUCGUUAGCCGUCACCAUGGAGUCAAAUACUAGUAUUUUGUUGCUGCUAGCUGCCUAGCUCUGUGCCUUCUUUUGCCUUUCUCCCCUCUCCUUCUGUGUAUAAACAACGGUUGUGUAUUUAUGUGAUUUUCUGCAUUCUGAUGAGAGGAUACCUACAAGUUUAGGCCGUAUUUAAUCAACAUCGAUUCAGAGUGUUUGUGA